AGCAAACAUCACGAUCCUUUAUCUCCAAGAGCAGCCACAUACCCAUACAUACAAUCAACACAAUGGAAAUGCCACAAGCCAUGGGAUGAUAUAUCCAGUCACUGCCUCUGCAGAGGUGAAGAUUUGUAUUGUGGUGGAUAACAGCCUCCAAAUAUUGGGGUGAAAGGAAUACCCCCUGCCUUCUUUCACAGUUUCAUGUUGGCCCUGCAACAUAAUGGUGGGCAACUAGAGAUAACCAAGUGGUAUCCGACCAUGAAUACUUCUACUGUGACCCCGCUGACCCACAAUGGUACAACUGACCCAUACAUUGACCCCUUAGGGGGCCAUGCCAUCUGGGAAGUGGUCCUCAUUGUUGUCACUACUGGCAUCCUUUCUCUGGUCACUGUAAUUGGGAAUAUACUAGUUCUUCUGGCCUUCAAAGUAAACAGUGACUUGAAGACCGUUAACAACUACUUCUUGUUAAGUCUUGCUUGUGCUGACCUCAUUAUUGGUGCAAUAUCAAUGAAUCUUUAUACCACUUAUAUUGUGAUGAGGCGCUGGACACUUGGCAACAUAUCUUGUGAUUUAUGGCUGGCCCUGGAUUAUGUCGCCAGUAAUGCCUCUGUAAUGAACCUCCUCAUUAUCAGCUUUGACCGUUACUUUUCAAUAACACGACCUCUAACAUACAGGGCUAAGAGGACACCUAGAAGGGCUACCAUCAUGAUUGGCAUGGCGUGGUUUGUCUCUUUUAUACUGUGGGCUCCUGCAAUAUUGUGCUGGCAGUACAUAGUGGGUGAGAGGACAGUGGAACCAAAUCAUUGUUACAUACAGUUCCUUUCAGAACCUAUAAUCACCUUUGGCACAGCCAUUGCUGCCUUCUACUUACCAGUCACCAUUAUGAUCAUACUUUACUGGAGGAUUUACCGUGAAACAGAAAAUCGUAGCAGAGAAUUGGCAGGUCUCCAAGGGUCAGCAUCAGAAACAAUUGUGCGGCCCUUGGCUUUGAGUAGUGUCAGAAGUGGCAGUAGCAGUGGAGCAGGGGAAUCAGAAAAGUUGUCCAGAUCACAGGUGAUUGCACCAAGGGUUAAACGCACAUGCUGUUUUCCUCGGCGACUUGCUGCAAGUCCUUCUCUUAGAAGCUAUCCUGAACAUAGGAGCAAUGGGAGCUGCAAUACAAUGGAAGAUGCAGCUUCUGCAGACUCACUAUCAUCGUCUUCUGAUGGAGAGGAACGACCAUAUGAAAUGAAGAGCAUUUGCUCAGCAGUCAUUCGACUACCCAUGGUCAGCUCUGUUGUAGGGACACCCACUGGCUCACGUGGCUCUAAUGACACCCUUGGGAGAGGUGAUGUUUUGGUAGAACCCAAUGGAGAAAAGCAAGAGUUAUCCAGAAAAUCAUCCAAAGCCCAAGUAUCUGCUUUGCCAUCAACAGCAAUCAAAAGCAAAAUUGGGAAGACUCGACAUGGGAAGAGGAAAAGCAACUCACUCAUCAAAGAAAAGAAGGCAGCAAAGACAUUGAGUGCUAUUUUGCUUGCUUUUAUUUUGACUUGGACUCCAUACAAUAUAAUGGUGCUUGUGUCCACGUUCUGUAAGGAAUGCAUCCCAAAAAGAUUGUGGGACUUGGGUUACUGGCUGUGUUAUGUUAAUAGUACUGUUAACCCAAUGUGCUAUGCACUCUGCAACCGCUCUUUUAGGCGCACCUUUAAGAUGCUGCUACUCUGUCAAUGGGACAAGCGUAAGUGGAAGGCGCACAAACAUUCUGCACCAUUCUUCAGGACACCGUCACAAUGAUGGACACAGGUCAUCCAGGAGAAUACAUCCAAAGUUCUGCUUUGUCUGCAUGCAGAACAAAACCAGAGGCUAUUCCCAGCAUGUUCUGAGUGGGAGUACAAGGGAUCCCAGCUUCCUUUAAAACAAAAAUGGGUGGAAUGAGGAAGGAGUAUUAAAGAAAUCACUUCUACAGGGGACUCAAUCUGCUAUUAGAACAAUUCCGGGAAUAUGUCUUUUCUGUUUUAGUACAUUUUCUUCAGAUUAUUCAGAACUGAGUGAGGGAAUGGGAUAUUUAGGGGAAGGCCAGUCUUACUUUUCAAGCGAUGAUUUCCACUUUUUAAAAAGAUAGAUGGGUCCCUUUCUGUGUGCCAAACUAAACAAUGGCAGGCCAAAGAACAUGAUUACAAGUUUUUCUACUGUUUACAAAGUGAAAACGUGGAUGGAACAAUCUAUUUAUUCUGAUUUCAACUAAAUAAAAACUAUUGUAAAGAAACCCAAGAUUUU
This is a messenger RNA of Spea bombifrons (plains spadefoot toad), 2250 nucleotides long. It is a transcript of the gene CHRM1, whose product is annotated as cholinergic receptor muscarinic 1. The record is from RefSeq and is a predicted model, not a curated record. NCBI's taxonomy places the organism in Eukaryota, Metazoa, Chordata, Amphibia, Anura, Pelobatidae. Gene Ontology annotation, biological process: cognition; adenylate cyclase-inhibiting G protein-coupled acetylcholine receptor signaling pathway; chemical synaptic transmission. Gene Ontology annotation, cellular component: dendrite; plasma membrane; synapse. The coding region runs from base 196 to 1767 and encodes 523 amino acids. The transcript has 3 exons. Gene Ontology annotation, molecular function: G protein-coupled serotonin receptor activity; G protein-coupled acetylcholine receptor activity.